This is a messenger RNA of Centruroides sculpturatus (bark scorpion), 2322 nucleotides long. RefSeq names its product serine/threonine-protein phosphatase 2A 65 kDa regulatory subunit A alpha isoform-like (gene Pp2A-29B). Gene Ontology annotation, cellular component: cytoplasm; protein phosphatase type 2A complex. The transcript is spliced from 15 exons. The record is from RefSeq and is a predicted model, not a curated record. Gene Ontology annotation, molecular function: protein binding; protein phosphatase regulator activity. Gene Ontology annotation, biological process: protein dephosphorylation. NCBI's taxonomy places the organism in Eukaryota, Metazoa, Arthropoda, Arachnida, Scorpiones, Buthidae.
AAAAAAUUCUCUGGAAUUUUUCAAAUUUUCCACCGAUUUUUCAACACAUACGAUCAUUUUUAAAUUAGUGACGUCACAAUUCUCGUACCCUGUAUAUCAAAAUGUAUCCCCGUAAAAGUCCAAGAAAGGAAGACAACAAAAUGGCGGCUAGCGAGUCAACUACAGAUGAUUCACUUUAUCCCAUCGCAGUAUUAAUCGACGAAUUAAGAAACGAAGAUGUUCAGGUAUUCGUUAAAUCUAUUAUUUUAAGUUUAAAAUCCAUUCUAGUAGCCCUCGGUUUACGCCAUCAAUUAUCGAGCAUUGUUUUUUUUUUAACUGUAUGACUUGCAGACACUAUAUAUGAUGAGGAUGAAGUUCUACUAGCUUUAGCUGAGCAGUUGGGAAAUUUUACAACUUUAGUGGGAGGUCCAGAAUAUGUACAUUGUCUCUUACCACCAUUAGAAAGUCUAGCUACAGUUGAAGAGACUGUCGUAAGAGACAAGGCAGUAGAAUCUCUAAGGAACAUAUCACAGAAGCAUAGUUCAGCUGAUUUAGAGCAAUACUUUGUACCUCUUGUAAAAAGAUUAGCAUCAGGUGACUGGUUUACUUCUCGAACAUCAGCAUGUGGACUCUUCAGCGUAUGUUAUCCCAGAGUUUCAAGUAGUGUGAAAGCAGAAUUACGAAACCAUUUCAGAAAUCUUUGUCAAGAUGACACUCCAAUGGUCCGCAGAGCUGCAGCAAGCAAGCUUGGUGAAUUUGCUAAAGUAGUAGAAUUAGAAUAUGUGAAAUCUGAUUUGAUUCCCAUGUGGGCUAGUUUGGCUCAAGAUGAACAAGAUUCAGUUAGAUUGCUUGGGGUGGAAGCUUGUGUUUCCAUUGCUGAAUUAUUACCUCAUGACGACGUCGAACAGUUUGUGAUGGCUACUUUGAGACAAGCAGCAGAAGACAAAUCUUGGAGAGUGAGAUACAUGGUUGCUGAUAAAUUUACAGAGCUACAAAAAGCCGUAGGUCCUGACAUUACAAAAACCGACCUAGUUCCAGCUUUCCAAAGUUUGUUGAAAGACUGUGAAGCAGAAGUUAGAGCAGCCGCAGCUAAUAAAGUCAGAGAUUUCUGUCAGAAUCUUUCUGCAGAUGUACAGGAACAAGUAAUCAUGACCAAUAUUUUGCCCUGUGUAAAAGACCUAGUCUCAGAUCCAAAUCAGCAUGUAAAAUCUGCAUUAGCAUCUGUAAUAAUGGGCUUAUCUCCAAUUUUAGGCAAACACAAUACCAUUGAACAUCUACUUCCUAUGUUUUUAUCUCAGUUGAAAGAUGAGUGUCCAGAAGUGAGACUUAAUAUCAUUUCCAAUUUAGAUUGUGUAAAUGAGGUAAUUGGUAUUCAACAAUUAUCGCAAAGUCUCUUACCAGCUAUCGUCGAGUUGGCAGAGGACACUAAAUGGCGUGUUCGCCUUGCAAUUAUUGAAUACAUGCCUCUUCUAGCUGGUCAACUUGGUGUUGAAUUUUUUGAUGAAAAACUGAAUACGCUGUGUAUGACGUGGCUAGUAGAUCAUGUUUUUGCUAUUAGAGAAGCUGCCACACAAAAUUUGAAAAAAUUAGUAGAAAAAUUUGGUCCAGAUUGGGCUACGAAUACAGUCAUCCCAAAAGUUCUUACAAUGUCACGGGACCAGAAUUACCUCCAUCGUAUGACAUGCCUUUUCUGUAUAAAUGUCCUAGCAGAAGCAUGUGGGGCAGAAAUAACCAACAGAUUAAUGCUGCCUACUGUACUCGGACUGGCCAAUGAUAAUGUAGCAAAUGUUCGAUUUAAUGUAGCAAAAACCUUACAGAGGAUAGGUCCCAUUUUGGAUAAGGGAACAUUACAAAGUCACAUUAAACCCUGUUUGGAUAGAUUAAUGAAUGAUGCCGAUGUAGAUGUAAGAUACUUUGCAUCAGAAGCAUCAGAGUGUAAGCAUCUGUUUGAAAGAGAAAUUUGAAAGGAUUAAUCUAAAUGUUUUUUUGUUUUUAAAUUAUGAAUUUUUUAAAAAAUAAGUACAUAACUAUUAAAAAUUUAAUUUAUAAAUUGCAACAACAAAAAAAAAAUUACAGUUUAAAAUUUAUUUGGUACCAUCCCUUUUGAGAAAAUCUGGACCUUAUCAGAAGAAAUACAUAAAAAUAGACAAUAGAAUUUUCAAAUCUCUUACGAUUUGAAACUUAGAUAUUGUAAAUUUUUUUAAGGAUUAGAAUAUUACUUUCAUAACAAACACUUUUAAUUUUUGAAGGAUUUGGUAAUUAAUUAGAGGAAAAAAAAUGAAAAGCAUGUUACUGCACCAUUUUAUCUAAUAAAUAAAUGUAUUCCACCUAGUGUAUGUUUUU